Molecule: messenger RNA, 5061 nt
Organism: Schistocerca serialis cubense
Lineage: Eukaryota; Metazoa; Arthropoda; Insecta; Orthoptera; Acrididae
Product: lipoma-preferred partner homolog
Exons: 10
Coding region: 162-1562 (466 amino acids)
Biological process (GO): cell-cell adhesion
Cellular component (GO): stress fiber; focal adhesion
Source: RefSeq, a predicted model, not a curated record
CAAUCACAGUGAGACUUCUAUUAUCUCAACCGUGUCACAGACUGCAACUCUGACUCACGACAGUGACAGCAGUGUUUGGUAGGAAGUGGAGUGGCAGUGCGCUGCAGUGAAAGAAAGGUUUUGGAUGAAAAAGACCUGUUGGAUAUUCAGGGGUGUACAAAAUGACUAGUAACUUGGACCAACAGAUUGCUAACUUAAAAAUCACUGAAAGUGAUCUGAAUACAAAUAGAAAAGUUGGGCCGGCAGUGCCACCGAAACCAAAGAAGCCACAGCCACAGGUUCCAAAAAGUUACUCUUUAAAGAAACCAAGUGAACCAUCCUACAGUACUCUCCUGCAAAAUGCAGGUGGUGGUCCAACAAGUUCAUCAGAUGACAAAAAUAGACUGUAUUCAAAUCUGGGACCAAAUAAGAGUGCACAAUCUCCAACAUACUCCAAUAUACUACCGCAACAUGCAGAAAAAGAAGCACAAGUUAUAUACAGUAAUAUAGACCACAGUCGGAAAGAUCAGAAUACAUAUUCAAACAUUCCUGCAUUUACUCAACCCAACAGCAAUGCUGCUGAUGAUCUGCCACCUCCACCGGAGCCAUCAGAUUACAGUCAGUGCCACACAUCAAACUUCCCACCACCGCCUGAUGACUUACCUCCUCCUCCAUCACCUGUUAGUUCAAGCUAUUCAGAGCUGCGCAGGGCAAAUUACCAACCUGACUUUGGGACCUAUGGACCUUCAUCUCAGAGCUCUGCAUAUGAAUCUAUAUAUGAACCUAUUAAUCCGCGGCCACCGAGCCAGAUGUCAUCUCGUUCCAACUAUUCUUUGUAUGCUCCUUACAUGAGUGGCUCACAAAACAAAUCAGAAGAAGCAAAUACAGCACCUUCGUUAGGAAAGGAAGCAGAAGUUGAUGCUUUGACUAAUUUACUAGUUCAAUCCAUGCACGAUUCCUCAGAUCCCGAUGACAUAUAUGGUGUGUGUACAGCCUGUGGACAAAAGGUGGUGGGAGAAGGAUCUGGAUGUACAGCCAUGGACCAAGUGUACCACAUUUCAUGCUUCACAUGUCAGCACUGUGCAAUCCAGUUACAAGGAAAACCUUUUUAUGCUCUUGAUGGGAAACCAUAUUGCGAAGAAGAUUAUUUGAACACACUCGAAAAAUGUUCUGUUUGCAUGAAACCUAUUUUGGACCGUAUAUUAAGAGCAACAGGAAAGCCAUACCAUCCACAAUGCUUCACUUGCAUAGUAUGUGGGAAAAGUCUAGAUGGUAUCCCAUUCACAGUUGAUGCAACAAAUCAGAUACACUGCAUUGAAGAUUUUCAUAGGAAAUUUGCACCACGAUGCUGUGUCUGUGGUCUGCCUAUCAUGCCUGAACCUGGCCAAGAUGAAACUGUUCGUGUGGUUGCUUUGGAUCGAAGUUUCCAUAUAGCUUGUUACAAGUGUGAGGACUGCGGUCUCAUACUGUCUUCAGAAGCUGAGGGCCGUGGAUGUUACCCUCUGGAUGAUCAUGUAUUAUGCAAAAGCUGCAAUGCUAAAAGAGUGCAGGCUCUUACAUCUCACAUGACUACUGAAUUGUAGAACUAAAUGCUGGACUGCUCAAAGAAACUGAAUUUGAGUGUCAGGUUUUGGUUAAGCCAUACGUUUUAUUUGUGGAAGUUUUGUGUGUUGGGGAGCAAAUAUCUAGUUCAUUGUAUUAAGUCUGUGAUAAAAAUAACCAAUGUAAAUUGCUUACAUACUGGGUGAUCCACAUGUGGCACAGUUUUUGAGAGCGCCUUCACUUAUUUUGUAGAUAAGAGCGAUCACAUUUUAAUCUGUUAACUUUGAAAUGAAUGAAACGCUGGAUACGUAACAAUUUUUAUUUAUAGCACAUCUGAUAAGUCUUCAAUGUUAAGCAAUGUGUGUGGUGAUAUUUGUUGACCUACAUAUAGUACGUACUGAUCUUAAUUCAUGAUUUCCCACCACUUUUCGCAAAUUGAACAUCUAAUUUUCAUUACUGCCAUUUUUAAUGAUUAAUUAUGUGUUAAAUAUUGUGUAACACACUUAUUAAAUUAUGAAAGUGGCACUUUCAUAUGGCCACAAUGUGCAACAGACUGUUUCAAUGGUGCAUUGUAUUUCACAGUUCAUUCUGUUUAGGUCACUGUUUGUAGAAAGUAAUAACUGAUUUGUGAUAUAUUAUGAUUGACUGAUAGUGUUGUAAAACACCCAGUUUCAUUUUAAGUUGUUGUUGUAAACCUGUGUGUCAUUUUUAUAGCAAAGUAUAGAUGUUGGUCAAUUGGGAGGCUAACAAGUUGAAAAAACUGAAAAUUUUCUCUCCAAGCUUUCAUUUGAUUUUGUUUAUGGCUAAUGUACAUUACUGAUUUUGCAAGCAAUCUUAGUGUUUUGUAAUUAAACUUGUUGUGUAUUUUGAGACUUUAUGUGCGCUUGUAAUUUCUUAAUGUGGACCCAUAGGGAUAUAAGUGUAUUUAGAUCAAACAAAAUAGAAUUAUACUCAAAUUAUUCUACAGGUCAUUAGGUUCAAUAGCUAAGUUUAUAAUCAUUAUUUGACACAUCUUUGCAUAAAGAAUUUGCAUUCUGUUCGUGAUUUCAGCAAAAGUUAAUAUCCCCCAAUUUCAACAAAAGCUUGAUGAUAAGUGAAUGGUUUUUCCACUGUAUUUGUCUCCUUUGUGUUGUAUAGAUGAUAAAUUUAUAAUUAUUGGUACAUAAUGAUUUGAUAUUAGAAUGAAUGGUGAUCUCUUGCAGUCAUAUAACAAAGACUGUUAGUUUGAGUAGUUUAAACAUGUUUAUGAAAUUUGGUGUCACAUGUGAAUCACCCUCUAGAUAGUACUAAUAUAUUGAUGAGGGACUAGAACUGCAAUAUUUAUGGACAUGUUUUGAGAAACAUUGAAAUCUUCAGGCAACUGCUGCUUGCCAUUGUAGCAUAGUUAUCAUAUAAACAUCUUUUAUAUGCAUUAGUUUAAAAAAUCUGUUAUCAGUUUAUUGUGUUAUGAUUGUAGAUGACUUACUUGCAAGAUAUUAUGUAUUUACUGUCACCAAGGCAAGGCCCAAGUUGUGUUUUACAGGAGCUUAUUUUCCAAGUGCCGUUUUCCAAUGCCUUCUUCAAAGUAAGCUUACCUACUGCUCACAGUAAUUAUGUAUAUAAGUUCUAGACAACUUACUUUUCUUUAUAGUAACUACUGUGUUCAUAUUGAUACACUGAGCAGUUUCUGAACAGAGAGAAGGCUGGAUAUACUGACGUACAGAUUUUCAGCUUCAUAACACCUAUACAGUUUUUCAAAAUUCACUAGAUCUUGUAACAUUUUGAGUUGGAACUGUUACAAGGGACAUUAAGCUGAAUUUUACCUUUAAAAGAUCUUUUUGCAUCAUGUAUCAGUUUAUAAUAUACCAGAAUAUUGUUAUGAAUGUAAAACUCUCACAUGUACACACCAGAAUUUCUCUUAUUUGUCUCUUGUCGUGUAGAAGAUGUAAACUGUUCAUGCCCUAGAAUCAUUGUACAAAUUAAAUUUGGUGCAAAGUUUUUAAAUUUAAAUUGUUUGAAACCUACUUUUAUUGUAGAGACACAUGACCAGAACAUGUGUGCAUUAAUAAUUGUGUGUUGUUUUGUAUGCUGGUUGUGUCCCAUAUUGUGUUAGAGAUCAAAAUAUAUAGUAUAGUGAGUAAUAUUAUUGUCUCUGUGCCAGUGGUAUUUGUUCUACUUUGGGGUUAGAGUCUGUAAAGGAAUACCAAAGAUGCAAACACACAGUAAAUAUGACUAACAAUUCUGAAAAGUGAGCGAUUGCUGCACAUUAAUUAAAUACAGUAUAUUGUACUAUGUGUGAAUGGAAAUUUUAGAAUCAUUCUCUCUGCCCUUCAGUGAAUGUGAAUUAUUACCUCCCAUUAAACAAAUAUUGCAAUGCUCAUGAGAACAUAAUUUCAAGUUUUAAGAUUGAACUUCUGGAUUCUAAUGAUAAGAUCUAUGAAUCAGAAUUAAAUUAUAAAUACAGUUGCCCCCCCCCCCCCCCCCCCCAAGUACCAUCAAGUUUAACUGACACAAACCUACAAACCUUUCCUGAAAAACAGCAAUAUAGUUAGACUACCUUUUGUAGGAAUGUGAGAUUUUGCUCUAGAUGUGUGUGUGUGUGUGUGUGUGUGUGUGUGUGUGUGUGUGUGUGUGUGUGUGUAAGAGAUUCCUCAAAGACAGAAAAAUGUUUUAUACUACUCAGUGAUAUAGAAAGAUGCUAAUUUUUGUAGUUUCAUUUGCAUUCAUAUUUUUUCCAUAAAGACGUAACUGUCAUUUAUAAAUGACAUUAGUAUAAGUUGCUAUCAUUCCAAACAUGCACACAUUGUAAGGGAAGUUACUCUAAUUCAGUUCAUUCUUCACAUAUUUAGGUGGUACAAUUUUUGUAUGUCGCACAAAACAACUUCCUUUCUAAUUUGUUGUUGGUUUGUAACUGCUAGACUGGAUUUGCGACUUGCUUUCAGUGUGCUUUCCAUUGCAAGCAUGCGAGUUACCCUCUGUGGGCAGCAUUCCUUGUAAUAAUCCCUCCAUAGGUAGAGGCUCUUUUUAUAUAUAAUCUUGUUGACUGUGUAUUAAUAACUGUGUAGAAAUUAUAGUUUCAUGUAAUUUUUUAUUAUUCUAUGUCAUACAGAGAUAAUUUACUACUUGAAAAAUUUUCUAAGGGUUGUUCACUUCAUGAGUUUUCUAAUGAAAAAAAUAAAUAUUGUAAAAAUAGCAAACAGAUGUAAGAGAAAGAUGCACAUACAGCAGGUCUUUCACCACAAUGUUUUCAUUUUUAAGGAAGUGGACAUUUUACAUUUGACAUAAUGGUCUUAGCAUGAAACAGUUGCUCAGUCUUUCUUUUUUAUUAUGUGUAAAUCUAUUGUAAACUUUGAGAAGUUUGCCAUAUUCAGAUAGUUCCCAAGUAUGUUUUGUGUAAGUCUUUUUUUUUUUAACUGUUGUUCACUUAGAAUAAAAUUGUCUAGUCUAGAGCUCAGUGAAAUUAAGAAGGGAAACUGAAAUUACUCAUUGUUUAUAUCACUGAAUCGUUAAUUGUGAUAUACUCUUUGUUCUGAAUAAAAGAUAUAUUAUAUACACACAUAA